Messenger RNA from Rotaria sp. Silwood2, 335 nucleotides. NCBI's taxonomy places the organism in Eukaryota, Metazoa, Rotifera, Eurotatoria, Philodinida, Philodinidae. The record is from the annotation of a GenBank genome assembly.
UUGCUCAAUUCACGCAAAGCCACUGGCGGUCACAAAUCAGCCAAUACUAUAGCUAUUACUGAAAUAUAUGAUCCAUCAGCGGACCAAUGGACCAUUACUGCAAGCAUGGCAACACCACGUGAAUUUCAUACUGCAACUCUGCUCAAUUCGGACAAAGUUCUUGUAGCUGGUAGCGGAGGAUAUUCCGGUUAUACGGCUACAUGUGAAAUAUAUGAUCCAUCAACCGGCCAAUACGUAGGAUAUCUUGGAGCUGGAUUCGAGUAUUCCGCAACUGGAUUCGCCUGUAGGUUACACCAAACCAUGCCAAUGGUAUACCAAGAUAGAUCUCGACGAGA